UUCAGUGAACUUUGGAGUGGACAUUUGUUUUAUGAUGGUGACGUCAGUGGCGUGUGUAUCAUGUAAUUAAAUAUACAACUUCAGUCAGACUCGAGCAUCGAUUUAGAAGAAAGGCUUUACAAAUCAAACAAACAUGCACAUUUUGGUCCGACGAUAUGAGCCUAAAGAUCAAGAAGCCAUUGAAAUGAUUUACCCAGAUGCAAUUAAGGAACACAUCAACCCUGCAUUCCUACACGCCAUGACCCAGCCUCUUCAUAUCACUAUAAGUCUGUUUUUUUGCAUUGGUGCUUAUCUGCUCGGCGGGUCUGUUUUUCUGGCCCUAAUAUCUGGAGCCGCCUGGGUUGGCCUGUUGUACUGUUGCUGCUAUGAGUUUUACGCUUCUUAUGUCCGGGAGAGAAUGCGUACAGACAUGAAGGACAUUCCAGCUUACUAUCUCAGCAAUCCAGAUAACUGCUUCUGGGUCGCUGAAGCCGAGAUGGACGGUAGGCGUCGGAUUUUGGGUAUGGUGGCUGUAGAAGUCAAAGAUGAUGGCGACGGAAAGAGACACGGAGAGCUUUUACGAAUGAUCGUGUCGUCCACCUGUCGCCGUGCUGGUCUCGGUAAACAGCUGGCACAAACCGUCGAAGACUUCUGCAAGGAACGUGGCUUCAAAAAGAUAAUGCUUUUCACCACUUCUACUCAAAGAGCAGCCGUGGCGCUUUACAAUAAGAUGGGCUUUAAACUGGUUAAUACUCAAUCUGAAAGUAAUCCAUCUCUGGAGUGGUUAAUUUGGAUGACUCGAGUCAAACUUUUUUACAUGGAGAAGAUCAUUUGAUCCUUAACUGCUGUUAAUACACCUGACCUGAGCUCAAUAGCAGAAAGUUUUUGAGAGUUGAGAGACAGUAAUGGUCAGAUGAAAAAUUAUAUGCAGUUUUUCCUUCGGUUUCACAGACAAGGCUUAAGGCUAAGACACAUGUUUGAGCUGUCACAUCUGAAAAUAACUUGCACUGACAGAUCUUAAAAUAUGGCAGUGCUAUUGAUUUGUCUCAAGAUACACACCAGUAACAUCUUUUUUCUAAGGCAUGUUUAUAAAAUAUGCUUAAACAUAUAUUAAUUUAACUAGUCCAGGCUUUAGCUAAGCCUUGUGUGUGAAAGAAAUCUUACAUUUCUGUUUGACCUAUAAAUGAAAAUUUAGUAAUGUUGAUGUUUAUGAACUUUGUUUACAAGAUAAAUCAUUUUAUUUACCUCUUCAUAGUUACAUAAUUCUACUUUUGAGUAGCACUUUGUAUAUUACACAAAAAUAAAAUGUAAAAGAUUUUACACUUCUGAA
This is a messenger RNA of Misgurnus anguillicaudatus (oriental weatherfish), 1309 nucleotides long. The record is from RefSeq and is a predicted model, not a curated record. Lineage: Eukaryota; Metazoa; Chordata; Actinopteri; Cypriniformes; Cobitidae.